Lachancea fermentati is the source of this 1716-nucleotide messenger RNA. NCBI's taxonomy places the organism in Eukaryota, Fungi, Ascomycota, Saccharomycetes, Saccharomycetales, Saccharomycetaceae. The record is from the annotation of a GenBank genome assembly.
AUGAGUGACGAAAAGCACACAACUGAAGUUUUUCAAAAGACCGCUGGCGGUAACGCUGCCUUCCACAACUACAUCAAUGACUUUUCGCAUAUUGAGGAUCCAUUGGAAAGAAGAAGAUUGGCUCUGCAAAAAAUUGACGAUGCUCCUUUCGGCUGGUACCACGUCCGUGCCAUUAUGGUUGCUGGUGUCGGUUUCUUGACUGACUCGUACGAUAUCUUUGCUAUCAACUUGGGUAUCACCAUGAUGUCUUACGUUUUCUGGCAAGGUUCUAUGCCUUCGUCCACUUCCACUCUGUUGAAGGUUUCCACUUCUGUUGGUACUGUUAUUGGUCAAGUCGGUUUCGGUGUCAUGGCUGAUGUCGUCGGUCGUAAGAAGAUUUACGGUGUUGAAUUGAUUAUCAUGAUUUCAGCCACUAUUUUGCAAUGUACCAUCGGUAAGGCUCCAGGUGUCAGCUUUGUUGCCACUUUGACCUUCUACCGUAUUGUCAUGGGUAUCGGUAUCGGUGGUGACUACCCAUUGUCUUCUAUUAUCACUUCUGAAUUCUCUACCACCAAGUGGAGAGGUGCCAUUAUGGGUGCCGUUUUCGCCAACCAAGCUUUCGGCCAACUUGCCGCUGGUAUCAUCGCUUUGAUCUUGGUUGCUGGUUACAAGAACGAGUUGAUCACCGCCAACAAGGGUUCCGAGUGUGGUGAAGCCUGUAUCAAGGCCUGUGACCAAAUGUGGAGAGUUUUGAUCGGUUUGGGUUGUUUCCCAGGUUGUAUUGCAUUGUACUUCAGAUUGACCAUCCCUGAGUCCCCUCGUUACACUUUGGAUGUUGAGACCAACCUAGCCAAGGCUGUCGCUGACACUUCCAAGUUCGUUUCUGGUGAACACGGUAACGCUGAAGUCGAAGAAAUUGCUCGUUUGGAAAGAGCUCCAACUGCAGUUGAACAAUACGAAAUCCAACCACCAAAGGCUUCUUUCAAGGACUUCUGCAGACAUUUCGGCCAAUGGAAAUACGGUAAGAUCUUGCUUGGUACUGCCGGUUCCUGGUUCAUGUUGGAUGUUGCUUUCUACGGUUUGGGUUUGAACUCCGCUGUCAUUUUGCAAACCAUCGGUUACGCCAGUUCUAACAAUGUUUACAAGAAGUUGUACAACACUGCCGUUGGUAACUUGAUUUUGAUUUGUGCUGGUUCCUUGCCAGGUUACUGGGCUUCUGUCGCUACCAUGGAUAUUGUUGGUAGAAAGCCAAUUCAAUUGUUCGGUUUCUUCAUCUUGACUGUUUUGUUCUGUGUCAUCGGUUUUGCUUACAACAGAUUGAACGACGGUGGCUUGCUAGGUUUGUACAUCGUCUGUCAAUUCUUCCAAAACUUCGGUCCUAACGUGACCACUUUUAUCGUUCCUGGUGAAUGUUUCCCAACCAGAUACAGAUCUACUGCCCACGGUAUCUCUGCUGCUGCUGGUAAGGUCGGUGCUAUUAUCGCUCAAACUGCUUUGGGUACUUUGAUCAACUACCACUGUGCCAGAGACGGUAAGAAGACAAACUGUUGGUUGCCACACGUUAUGGAAAUUUUCGCUUUGUUCAUGUUGUGUGGUAUCUUCACCACCCUCUUGAUCCCAGAGACCAAGAGAAAGACCUUGGAACAAAUUUCUGAGGAAUAUCACGAUGAGGUCGACGCUGGUAAGUACGCUCACGGUUCUGCUGGAUCCACUUCCAGCCAAGGUGAAUCUGUUUAA